AAUAAUUUUCUUAAGUGAAAAAAAAAAAAAAAAAAAAUCUUCAGCUUCCAGGGAAGGUAAAUUCAUUCUUCAUCAACUUCUUAUGUUCGUAUCAUCUCAGCUAAUCCACAGCGGCAACAGCCAUGGCUAACAGUCAGUUUGAACCCCCAGAUUCUUCCAGAACAUUGAUCCUUAACAAAUCUCCAUCUUUUGCCCUUGCUUCAGGCAUUGAUAAGAACAGACUUGCCUUGCUAGUGAAAGAAAAAAACUCUGCUUCUCUUGACCAGCUCGGUGGAGUUGAAGGUGUUGCCACCGCUCUCAGGACUGACUCAGAAAAUGGGAUCCGAGAUGACGCUGGGGAAGUUAGAAAAAGGCAGGACAUUUUUGGUUCAAACACUUACCAUAUGCGGCCGCCUAAAGGGUUGUUUUACUUCGUAGUGGAUGCUUUGAAGGAUACAACAAUUAUCAUCCUCCUGGUAUGUGCCGCUCUUUCUCUCGGAUUCGGAAUCAAAGAACAAGGCGUGCAAGAGGGCUGGUAUGAAGGUGGAAGCAUUUUUGUUGCUGUCUUUCUGGUGGUGGUGAUCUCUGCUUCGACCAAUUUCAGACAAGAAACUCAGUUCGACAAGUUGUCCAAAAUAAGUAACAAUAUCAAAGUUGAUGUUCUGAGAGGAGGUCGCCGCCAGUCGUUGUCCAUAUUUGAUCUUGUUGUCGGGGAUGUUGUGUAUUUGAAGAUCGGAGAUCAAAUUCCCGCUGAUGGGUUGUUCUUGACUGGACACUCCCUACAGGUGGACGAGUCAAGCAUGACUGGUGAGAGCGAUCAUGUUGAAGUUGACUCUAUUCAGAACCCAUUUUUGUCUUCUGGAUCAAAGGUGGUUGAUGGUUAUGCUCAAAUGCUGGUGGCAUCUGUUGGGAUGAACACCUCCUGGGGCGAAAUGAUGAGCUCGGUUAGCCGUGAUACCAACGAAAGAACUCCAUUACAAGCUCGGCUGGACACACUAACCUCCUCUAUUGGAAAGGUAGGCCUGUCUGUUGCUUUCUUGGUUCUAGUAGUAAUGUUUAUCCGUUAUUUUACCGGAAAUACCACAGAGGACAGUGGAUUUAAGAAAUAUAGCGGUAGAAAUACACGAUUAGCUGACAUUUUAGAUGCGAUAGUGGAGAUAAUUGCUGCUGCAGUCACCAUUGUGGUGGUGGCCAUCCCAGAGGGUCUGCCAUUGGCAGUUACUCUCACGCUUGGGUUCUCCAUGAAGAGGAUGAUGGCUGAUCAGGCAAUGGUCAGGAAGCUUUCUGCAUGUGAAACAAUGGGAUCGGCUACGGUUAUCUGUACUGAUAAAACAGGAACCUUGACAUUGAAUCAGAUGAAGGUCACCAAGUUCUGGCUCGGCCAGGAAUCCAUUGCUACAAAUUCUUCCAGCUCAAUUGCACUCAAUGUUCUUGAAUUGUUCCACCAAGGAGUUGGCCUGAACACGACUGGAAGUGUUUCCAAUUCUGUCUCAGGAUCUGAACGUCAGUUUUCUGGCAGUCCAACUGAGAAAGCGAUUCUUUCUUGGGCUGUGUUAGAUUUCCGUAUGGAUAUGGAAAGUUUGAAGCAGAAUUAUAGCAUAUUGCAUGUGGAAACCUUUAAUUCGGAGAAGAAACGAAGUGGAAUUUCCAUUAGGAAAAAGGCUGAUAACACCAUCCAUGUGCAUUGGAAAGGAGCUGCAGAGAUGAUUUUGGGAAUGUGUUCGAAUUAUUAUAAUAGUAAUGGGGAGGUAAGGUUGAUGGACAGAGACGGCAGAAAUGAAAUGGAGAAGAUAAUUCAAAGCAUGGCUGCUAGUAGCCUUCGUUGCAUUGCUUUUGCUCAGAAGCAAGUUUCUGAAGAAGAAAUGGAAGGCAAUGAUGGUGGAGGACACGCUGGCAGGAAGAUUAAAGAAGAUGGGUUAACCCUCCUAGGAAUUGUUGGUCUGAAGGAUCCAUGUCGGCCAGAGGUCAAGGAGGCUGUGGAGACUUGCCAAUUAGCGGGGGUGAGAAUCAAAAUGAUAACCGGAGAUAAUGUUUUUACAGCGAAAGCUAUAGCCACAGAAUGUGGAAUUCUGGGGUCAGAUAACAACAGCGAAGAAGUUGUAGAAGGUGUUGAAUUCCGAAACUACACAGCUGAAGAGAGAAUGCAGAAGGUAGAGAAUAUCAAGGUGAUGGCAAGGUCAUCUCCGUUUGACAAGCUUUUGAUGGUGCAAUGCUUGAAACAGAAGGGUCAUGUGGUUGCAGUUACUGGAGAUGGGACCAAUGAUGCUCCUGCUCUAAAAGAAGCCGAUAUAGGACUUUCAAUGGGCAUUCAGGGAACAGAAGUGGCCAAGGAGAGCUCAGACAUAGUCAUCCUCGACGAUAAUUUCACAACUGUGGUCACGGUUUUGAGAUGGGGAAGAGGAGUUUACAAUAACAUCCAGAAGUUCAUUCAGUUUCAGCUCACUGUCAAUGUCGCAGCUCUUGUGAUUAAUUUCAUUGCUGCUGUCUCUGCAGGGGAAGUUCCCCUCACUGCAGUCCAGCUGCUCUGGGUAAACCUAAUCAUGGACUCACUUGGUGCUCUGGCGCUUGCCACAGACAGGCCAACGGAGGAGCUAAUGAAGAAGCCACCAGUUGGGCGUGUAGAGCCACUUAUAACCAAUGUAAUGUGGAGGAAUCUCUUAGCUCAAGCUCUCUAUCAGAUAGCCAUCCUUCUGGUUUUACAAUUCAAGGGUGGAUCUUUGUUCAAUGUCAGCCCAAUAGUGAACGACACCCUAAUGUUCAACACAUUCGUUUUCUGUCAAGUUUUUAAUGAGUUCAACUCAAGGGAGCUAGAGAAACAGAAUGUUUUCAAAGGAAUUUUCAAUAACAGAUUGUUUCUCGGAAUCGUGGCGAUAACAAUCGUUCUGCAGGUGGUGAUGGUGGAGGUGCUGAAGAAAUUUGCUGAUACGCAGAACUUGAAGCCACGAUAUUGGGGGUUUUGUAUUUUGAUUGCUGCUUUUACAUGGCCAAUUGGUUGGGUUGUGAAGCUCAUCCCGGUCUCGGACGAACCAUUCCUUGGUUCCAUCGUCAGAAGGUCUGGACUCAUAUUUAGGCGAGCUAUCUACCUCAAGAAACACUCUUCUCCCAAGGAAGACAUUGGAAUGAAUCCAUGAAGAAAAUUGAGGUUCAAUAUAUAUGGACUUCAAGUUCUAUCAAAUGGGUUACUAAUGAAUUGUUCAAGAAUGAAAGUUGGGUUUUGAAAUCAUGUAAAAAUUGAAUAUGUGAGUUUUAUUACAAGAUUUGUAUCUAAUUUAAAAUUAAUUAAUUAUAAAUGAAGUAGCACUCAUUGAAUUUAAAAGCCGUUUGUUUUUCUGUUAUAAUCUAUCUUUAGUCUUUGUAAUGGAGACACUCGGGGAUUGCUCAAAACAUGAGUCGGGUAAAGUUAGGUUGUAUCUUGUAUAAUUAUUUAACUGACUCGGGUUAUAUUUAAAAUUGCU
Molecule: messenger RNA, 3434 nt
Organism: Rubroshorea leprosula
Lineage: Eukaryota; Viridiplantae; Streptophyta; Magnoliopsida; Malvales; Dipterocarpaceae
Source: the annotation of a GenBank genome assembly